Messenger RNA from Sphenostylis stenocarpa, 1041 nucleotides. NCBI's taxonomy places the organism in Eukaryota, Viridiplantae, Streptophyta, Magnoliopsida, Fabales, Fabaceae. The record is from the annotation of a GenBank genome assembly.
AUGGGAAACCAACUUUGCAAAGGAAGAAAAUCAAGAUCCAAGAGAAGGCCCACGGGUUUCAUUCAUAACCAAGCUUCACCCUCUCACACAGGGAUAAGAACUGUGGGCGUUGAGAAAGUUUGUCAUUUCUCCGCUGAUUCUGAUCUUUGCAUCUCCAUAGUUACUUGGAAUAUGAAUGGCCAGGUUAAGUUUGAAGAUUUAGCAGAAAUGGUUGGUAGUAAUCGUGAGUAUGAUCUUCUGGCUGUUGGCUUGCAAGAGGCUCCUCCAUGUCCACGGAACAAAGUCGCAACCAUGCUUUCAGCAGCUCUGGAUGAAACUCAUACCCUGAUAGGUAAAGUUAUCAUGCAAUCUUUGCAGUUGUACCUGUUUGGGCCAAAGGAUGCAAGAUCAUUCAUCAAUGAAUUGAAGGUAGACAAAAAAUCUUUUGGAGGGUAUGGAGGAAUAAUUGGAAGAAAGAAAGGGGCUGUAGCAAUUCGCAUUAACUACAAAGGAAUUAGAAUGGUGUUCAUCUCCUGCCACCUCUCGGCUCAUGCACGCAAUGUGGAAGCAAGAAAUUCACAAUGCAGGCACAUAUCACACACGCUAUUUUCCAAGUUCUGGAAUCCAUAUGCGAGACCAUCCCACAUUGCUAUUUGGUUAGGAGAUCUAAACUACAGGCUUCAAGGGAUUGAUACAUACCCUGCCAGAACUUUGAUAGACCAAGACCUUCAUCGGAGGUUGCACAGCAAGGACCAACUUCUACAAGAAGCACGUCGAGGACAAAUUUUCAACGGUUUUUGUGAGGGAACAUUGACUUUCAAGCCAACCUAUAAGUAUAACAAAGGAAGUAGCAACUAUGAUACAAGUCACAAGGUACGAGUACCAGCAUGGACAGAUCGUAUAUUGUUCAAGAUAGAAGACGAAAAUACGAUGGAAGCAACCUUGCAUUCAUAUGAGUCCAUUGAUAAAAUCUACGGUUCUGACCAUAAGCCAGUAAAGGCACAUCUCUGCUUAAGACUUGGUCAAAUUUCAACAAAACCAAAUUGUAGUCAACAAAUCUAG